CUCAGUUCGCAAUCGCCACCCGUGCCUUCAAGUUGCCCGUCGAACGAUGGCCAAUUUCAGUGCUCACCAACUGUCGAAUCCCCGGGCGAAUGUCUUUAUCCUGGUCAAUUUGGGUUGCGAGAUGCUCUACGUGAUCGAUCAGAGGCUGAAGGCACAGCAGAUUGCACAGGACAAGUCGAUUCAGGUUAUCCACGACGUGACCACCGUCCUGCUUGAGCCAAAGUUUAUUAACUCUCUUCUUGAGGGAUCGAAACACAAUAAUGCCCAGCUCCUGACCGCUGAUCAUUGUAAAUUCAUGCUCAAUGACAUAGCGACCUGUUCUUUAAUGAGACUCGAUGAGCAGUCUAUGUCAAAGCUAUGGAAUCUCAUGACCAUGGUCUAUAAAUGGCAGUUGUUCGUAUCCCGCCAUCGUCACCAUCUGCUCGAGAUAACGUUUCGGCACUUGGAUGCUGUCAACAGGUUGUAUGCAGAUGCCAAAAUUAAUAUGCUGAUUGACUUUACGAAAAAUACGCUUCUGGACUUUUGGAAUGCGAGCGGGGAGGAGGCUCAACUGUCUAUCUAUCAAACAAAUCGGGCCUGGCUGCAGUGCUUUAACACGAAGAUAUCUUUGUUGAUUCGAUUGGGAUUUCAGGCCAUGGACGGGAGUUACUUUAAGGAUGUAGAUCAGGAUUAUUUCACGGAAUACGUUGAAACAGCCGGCGACAAUAUAUAUGCAAAGAGUGCAGAGCAGCGGGAAAGACAGGAACGGGAGCCAAACAGAAUGGAUCAACUGGCUGCUCAACUAAAUAUUAAUCCACCACAAGGCGAGGAUUUGCAGCCCAUCAAUGCCCGUCAGUUUCAGCAGCAGUUUGAACAGACAUUUGGAAAUGUACUUUUUAAUGACCCAGUAGCCAGCUCAUCCGGUUGUGAAUUCGUUCAGCUUCAGCCAUUGAGUCCAUCCUCAGAAAAAGAGGCAACGACGAUGUCCAGGACCGGGGGAGCCUUGCUGAACCAGAACCUGCUCGACUUGUACAGCAAAAUGCCUUAGA
Drosophila eugracilis is the source of this 1028-nucleotide messenger RNA. RefSeq names its product protein OSCP1 (gene OSCP1). The record is from RefSeq and is a predicted model, not a curated record. Gene Ontology annotation, cellular component: cytoplasm; plasma membrane. Lineage: Eukaryota; Metazoa; Arthropoda; Insecta; Diptera; Drosophilidae. The coding region runs from base 47 to 1027 and encodes 326 amino acids. Gene Ontology annotation, biological process: transport. The transcript has 2 exons.